Penicillium soppii is the source of this 1215-nucleotide messenger RNA. RefSeq lists its product as uncharacterized. Bases 1 to 1215 code for a protein of 404 amino acids. Gene Ontology annotation, molecular function: oxidoreductase activity. The record is from RefSeq and is a predicted model, not a curated record. Lineage: Eukaryota; Fungi; Ascomycota; Eurotiomycetes; Eurotiales; Aspergillaceae. The transcript is spliced from 4 exons.
AUGCCCGAGUCAACAAGUCUAACGUUUGAUCUUCUCCCUAAUGAGAUUCGACAAAGUUCCGCCAUUGGCGCGGAAAUCCACCUGCCGCCCGGAAUGGGUUUGUUGGACCUUGACCACCUGACCGAGAACGACAAGGAGAACCUUCGAAAAGCUCUUUUUGAAAACCAAGUGGUGGUAAUCAGAAAACAAAAAGGGAUAGAUGCAACUGUCCUGCCAAAGCUCGCCAAGGUUUUCGACCCCAACGCGUCUGAUAUUCAUUCCGCUGGUGAGAAAGCCGUCAGCGACCCGAAGAACAUCCUGUCGGCGUACAAAGCUGGCAGAAUCCCAGGGGCUCCCCAGGUUGGUAUCAUUGGGUCGGGUACAUUCGAAAAUUAUGAAGGUCUGGAGAAGUUGGAGGUUGUGCAUUUGGAUCACACGUUGUUCCACGAGACGCCUUUGAAGCAGGAGGAGUUGGUUGAUGGUUAUACCCGCCCAUACCGGUGGCAUAUGGAUACUCCAUUUUAUGAGCGGCUGCCGGGUGAAGUGACGAUCCUCCACUCAAUUCGCAGUCCCAAUUUACCCGACCAGAAGAUCAAGUUUCCGGAUGGAAAGGAAAAGGUUGUCGGUGCUGGUGCCACAGCCUUCUUUUCCGGCGCUCGUGCUUUUGCUCUGCUGACCCCAGAGGAACAAGAAUUUGCUCUUAAUACCACGGUCACGUACGCGCCUCAAGCGUACGAGUACAUUCGGCAAUGCAAGGCGUCAGAAGACGGCCUCACUAUCCCGACGUUUGGGCGGGAGGUACCGGUGGAGAAGCUGUCGGAAUGGGCGUGGGACAAAGUUGCAGAGCACCCGAUGGUCUGGCGAAACCCACUCAACCCCGACAGGCCCUUCUUACAAGUACACGGCUGCUGUGUGUAUAAGCUCACCACACGGAACCCAGCGACAGGCGAGGUCAAGAUCGUGGAUGAUGUCGAAAAAGUGAGGGAGGUGGUAUACAACAUGCAGAAGAAGAUAUAUGCCGCCGAAAACAUCUAUGCCCAUCGAUGGCAAGAGGGUGACGUGGUCAUUUUCCAUAAUCGUGGAGUCAUGCACAGCAUCACGGGUCAGCUGGCCAAGUACAAGGAGGAAGAGGAUAAGAGGAGAUUGCUGUGGCAGUGCACGAUGACAAGUAUCACUGCGCCGAAACCGUUCCGGGAAUAUGAGGGCGUCAAUGACACUGGUUAUGUGAGACCAUGA